AAAGAGACAUAAAGUGGGUUUCCACCAUGCAGCUCGCAGUUCUUCUAUUUUUGAUUGUUUUGUCCAUGCAGAUGGUCUCAGCUUCAGAAUGGUGCUACCAGUCACAGACUAGCUGCAACAACACCUGCGCAGCUCCAGAUGUGUGGCAGGUAGUUUCUCAACAAUGCAGCGGCAGAUUUCAGUCUCCUAUUAACAUCGUGACCAGGAAAAUGCUCCCAGACGAACAACUCACACCGUUUGAUUUGGUCGGCUACCAGGAGACGUUUCACGGCCGCCUCACAAACAACGGUCACACAGUUCAGUUGGAUUUGCCGCCUGGUAUCAUGAUCAAAGUAGGACGCCUGGCUGAAAAUUAUAAAGCCGUUCAAGUCCAUUUUCACUGGGGCCAAAAUGGAGGACCUGGAUCUGAGCACACAAUUGAUGGAGAGCAGUUUCCCAUGGAGAUGCACAUAGUCCACAUCAAAGAAGAAUACGACUCUUUAUCCCAGGCUGUGAAAGAUCAAACUGGAGUGGCUGUUCUUGGGUUUUUGUUUCAGGAAUCCGAAUCUACGAAUAAGAAGUACACUCCCUUGGUUGAUUCUCUGCUAUCUGUCAUGUUUUGAACCCCAGCCAGCAACACCACGCUGACAGACAUCUCCCUGGAAAUGCUCAUUCCUCCCAAGGAAGACUUGGCAAAAUACUUCCGCUACCACGGCUCCCUCACGACUCCUGACUGCGCUGAAGCUGUCGUCUGGACGCUCUUUGAAAGCACCAUUCCUCUGAGCAGGAAUCAGCUCACUGCUUUCUGCCAGCUUCGGUUUUCUGACGGGACUCAAAUGGUUCAGACCUACAGACCGGUGCAGCCUUUGAAUGCGAGGCAGGUGUAUUACUCCAAAGGACAGAUUCCUGUGGUCAGCUGGGUGCUGCUGAUCAUGUCAGUGCUGCUUUCUAGCGCCCUCCCACAACACUCUGAAGGAUAAAAGCUUUGGUCAAAUAACAUAAUGAAUGUUUCCUUCUUGAAAUUCUGUUUUGAGAUAGCUCUUACCUCAUACGUCUCGUAGUUCUUUGUUGAGCAUUUUGAGAAAUCAGUUUUUGAUCAUGUUUGUAAAGUUACAUAAUUAUGUUUCAGAUCAUUGAGUGUUUUAAGUCAGAUCUGCCUUUCUAAAUACAUUUUUUUUGUCUGUUUUUAAGUUAGGCUCGAGUUAUUUUCCAUUUGUAUCUGUUAAAAUGAACAUGUAAACAAAAAGAAGAUGAAAAUAAAGAGAAUGUUUAUAGGAAAUUCCAGGCAGAAAAUGCUGUUAGAGAAAAUAAAUGGUUUCCUGGGUCAAAGCUU
Molecule: messenger RNA, 1312 nt
Organism: Fundulus heteroclitus (mummichog)
Lineage: Eukaryota; Metazoa; Chordata; Actinopteri; Cyprinodontiformes; Fundulidae
Gene: ca4b
Product: carbonic anhydrase IV b
Exons: 8
Cellular component (GO): plasma membrane
Molecular function (GO): zinc ion binding; carbonate dehydratase activity
Source: RefSeq, a predicted model, not a curated record